Messenger RNA from Falco peregrinus (peregrine falcon), 2523 nucleotides. RefSeq names its product pantetheinase. The transcript is spliced from 8 exons. Gene Ontology annotation, molecular function: hydrolase activity, acting on carbon-nitrogen (but not peptide) bonds, in linear amides. The coding region runs from base 141 to 1634 and encodes 497 amino acids. NCBI's taxonomy places the organism in Eukaryota, Metazoa, Chordata, Aves, Falconiformes, Falconidae. The record is from RefSeq and is a predicted model, not a curated record.
CAACUCAGUCUGCAUAAAGACAAGCCUGUGUGUAACCACCGAUAACAAUUCAUACUUCUCUGAAGGAAAUGCAGUAAAAAAGCGUUUCGUUACCUGACAGCUGACCUCAGAACCAAAGAAGGAGCUGUGAGGCACCAGCCAUGCUCCCGUCCCAGCCUCUCCUGCACGCUGCAGUGCUUGCACUCGCAGCCCUUCAGGCCCUUGCCUCCGACACCUUCAUUGCAGCCGUCUAUGAGCACGCGGUCAUCCUGCCAGAUGUCACUGAUGAGCCUGUUUCUCCAGACAAAGCUUUGGCCUUGAUGAACAGAAACAUGGAUGUCUUGGAAGGAGCCAUCAAGGAAGCCACCCAGCAGGGCGCCCACAUCAUUGUGACUCCUGAAGAUGGCAUUUACGGCUGGCUUUUCACGAGAGAAACCAUCUACCCCUACCUGGAGGAUAUCCCUGAUCCAGCGGUGAACUGGAUUCCUUGCACCGACCCCACAAGAUAUGGUCCAGCACCAGUGCAGGAACGCCUCAGCUGCAUGGCCAGGAAUAACUCCAUCUAUGUGGUUGCAAACAUUGGGGACAAGAAGCCGUGUAACUCCAGUGAUCCUGGCUGCCCAAGUGAUGGUCGCUAUCAGUACAAUACUGAUGUUGUCUUUGACCCAGAGGGGAAACUAGUGGCUCGUUACCACAAGUACAAUCUGUUUAGAAGAGAAACUCAGUUUAAUUACCCCAAAGAGCCAGAAGCCAUCACCUUUGAGACCCCCUUUGGGAAGUUUGGCAUUUUCACUUGCUUCGACAUCCUUUUCCGUGAGCCUGCCGUGGUCCUGGUGAGUGAGUUGCAGGUGGACACCGUGCUCUUCCCGACAGCUUGGAUGAACGUCCUGCCGUUUCUGACUGCAGUUGAGUUUCACUCUGCCUGGGCUAUGGGCAUGGGUGUCAAUUUACUUUCAGCAAAUACUCACAACACCAACUUUGCAAUGACAGGCAGUGGGCUGUUCACGCCAGAAGGACCGGCUGCCUACCAUUACGACAGCGAGACUGAGGAAGGACGUCUCCUGCUAGCAGAACUGAGCGCACGCCCCCGUCUUUCCCCCACCUACCCCCCUACCAUCAACUGGAGCUCAUAUGCCACAAGCAUCAAGAAAUUUCCAGAAGAAAAAGACACUUUUCUGGGAGCUGUCCGGCGGGAUAUAUUCACUUUCAGUGAACUCAGGCUCAAAGCUGGAAAUCACACAGUUUGCCAAGGAGACCUCUGCUGUCAUUUGGUCUAUCAGAUGUCAAACAAGAGCAAAGAUGAAGUUUAUGUCCUGGGUGCAUUUGAUGGGCUUCACGGUUCUCUCAUAAAAUACCAUUGGCAGAUAUGCACGCUGCUCAAGUGCAAGAGCACGGACCGGAACACAUGCGGGCAGCCCGUGGAGACGGCUCAGACCAAGUUUGAGAUGUUCUCCCUCAGCGGCACGUUUGGCACCAAUUACGUCUUUCCAGAAGUCUUGUACAGCGGGGUGCAGCUGGCCCCUGGGGAGUUUGAGGUGCUAUGUGAUGGACGUUUGAAAAGUAAGCAUGGCACAUCGAAACCACUCAUAACAGUGACCCUUUUUGGAAGGCUUUACGAAAAGGACCUGCCACACCCUCUGCGAACCUCCCAGUAAUGUAACUCCUUAGGUGUUACACACCCACCAUAGACAGGAGGUGAAUUUCCUGCAGUGAUCCACCUCCUCAUGACCAUUGCAGUUAUCCUGUAUCAUUCCUGUUCUGCAAUCUUGCACUUCUGCUCAGCAGCCAUGGUGGUUGGGUUUAUUUAGGGGAAAGCGAUGUGUUUCACCUUGUGAUGUAUAAUAGCACUUGAACCACUGCAAUUAUUUUUUUGCAUGAAUGCUCUGUCACAUGAAAUCCUUAAUUAUAAAUGUUUCCCCCAAAGAUAUCAUGUAGAUUGCCAGAAUAACACUAGAAAGAAGGUUGAUACUGAAAUGUGUGAAAUGUGAAGUUUGCCAGUUUGCUGCAGAAAAAAAAAAUCUUCCCCAAGGAAGCUUUUGUCCCUUUUGCCCCUUCCUGUUUUUCAGACUGUAGGACCACUAAGUGUCUGUGUUUCUUAGCCCUUACACAUCAAUCAAUAGGGCCUUCCUAAUACUCGGUGGGCCUUGGCUCCAUUCUGACCAAAGGACUGUACAAUGAAGAGAAACCCAAAUUUAAAGUGGUUUUAGGUACAGCCUUAGAGAGAGAAGGUGGCCCUCCACAACCCACACAGGCGCUGAGUUUGGCUGAGCCCCAUAAAGCAUCUUCAGUUCUGUAAUUUCUCUGAGCUUCCACCACUUUGUGCAUUGGAGAUGUAUGCAGUGUCUAAUGCAUUUCAGAUCAGGUUUAACCAUAUAAACAUAGCAUGCCAACACUUUCUUCUGGGUAUUUGGAAAAUGUCUUCAAAACUGUGAAAACACAGGAAAUAGGUAAUGUUGUAGUACCUGAAACAUGUACUACCAUGUAGUGUGAGACGGGCAUUAUUUGGGACUUCUAUAAUGAUAAAUGCAAAUGUAAAACCUGGCA